Molecule: messenger RNA, 2473 nt
Organism: Myripristis murdjan (pinecone soldierfish)
Lineage: Eukaryota; Metazoa; Chordata; Actinopteri; Holocentriformes; Holocentridae
Product: E3 ubiquitin-protein ligase MARCH2-like
Exons: 5
Coding region: 440-1186 (248 amino acids)
Biological process (GO): protein ubiquitination
Molecular function (GO): ubiquitin-protein transferase activity; zinc ion binding
Source: RefSeq, a predicted model, not a curated record
CACAGCUGAGGGAUGCUGGGCCAGGAUUGUCCGUUGCUAGCCAGUUAGCCACGUUAGCUGUGUCAAACUCAUAGGAGGCAUUAGUCGUUUUAUUUUAAUUUGUCCGACAAAAACAACCGAUUCGGUCGUACAGUGAAACAUGGAGGGGAUACAGCGCGUAAUGUCGUCUUUUGUAUCCCGUCGCAGCACCAUUUUCUGGUUAGACGUCAAUGUCAUAAUUAGGAGCUAGGCUAGCCCAGUUAGCUGGCUUGUGUGUAGCGCUGCAGCUUGUCAAAGCCAAGGGCCAAGGCCAAGACCAGGCGAGGGGAAGGGAGGCCGUCGGGGCUCUUGCCGUGUUACUGGCCUCUGAAGAGAGGAGGAGCGGUACUACAGGCUUUGAAUCAAACGUGUUGCCUCCACCAUCAUCUUCAUCCUUAUCCUCAUCACGCUUGGUAGAGCUAUGUCUUCGUCAGGAUGCUGCCACCUACCCGGCUCCCUGUGUGAUUACUCUGGGAACGCUGAAUCUGAUGCCUCUAAGGAUUCAGAGGAGUCUGAUUCUACUUCUCAAGCCCAGUACAUCGCCAAGGUGACGGCUAAGGAUGGCCGUCCACUCUCCACCAUUGUCAAAGCUGUGAGCUUGCAAAGUGAUGUAGGAAUGUGUCGGAUUUGCCAUGAGGGGGCUGGAGGGGAGACACUUCUGUCACCCUGUGACUGCACAGGCACGCUGGGUAAAGUGCACAAGAGUUGCUUGGAGAAGUGGCUAUCCUCCUCCAACACCAGCUACUGUGAGCUCUGUCACACUGAGUUCACCAUCGAACGGCGGCCACAGCCCCUCACACAGUGGCUGAAGGACCCAGGCCCUCGCAGUGAGAAGCGCACACUGCUUUGCGACAUGGCAUGCUUUCUUCUCAUCACGCCUCUAGCAGCCAUCUCUGGCUGGCUGUGUCUGAGGGGAGCCCAGGACCACCUGCAGCUGAAGAGCAGACUGGAGGCUGUCGGCCUCAUUGCCCUCACCAUUGCCCUCUUCACCAUCUAUAUCCUCUGGACACUGGUGUCUUUCCGGUAUCACUGUCAGUUGUACUCAGAGUGGAGGAGGACCAAUCAGAAAGUGCGCCUGCUCAUGCCCGACAUGAAAGGGGCACACCCCACCCAACAUUCUGUGCCGACCAAGUCGACCAAGAAAAUGACUGAUGAGACCAUCGUAUGAGCGCUUAGUGGUGGCAACAGGAAUAUAAAAAAAGAAAGCCCCCGAAGCUCUCUCUAAAAACAAGUUGUAUCAUAUUAAUGAACUUUUGCACUUCAUAUGGACCAUUCUGAGAGGGGGAAAGAGAUUUUCUCCCUCUGUUUACUUUCAUUUGAAGCACUUGAUGUGAACUACUAUGGUGUUGGCCAACCACAAAACCUACAGUGGUUUUGGGAGGAAGUCAUUCCGGAGUCAUAGUUGAUGUGGGGACACGCCGUUGUCACCGGACAGCCCCUGCUGCGAUGUGAACAGUUGAACAUAUGGACACUGGACUAACUAGCUCUAUGUCAGUGACAAGAACUGAGGAAAUAAUAGGACACGCUAAUGUAGCAGGAUAUAACUGAUUCAGCAUGCUCCUACAGUAUAUGAAACAUAUUCACUACCUAUCUAUCAUUCCUCCAUGCCCCUUCACAAUGUAUUUAGCUGUUUUUGAACAACGAUCAGCCAAUAGCCUGGCAGAGAAUAAUUGUCUAAAAUCGUGAUGACCAAGUCAGUUAACGCUAUUUGUGAGUGUUCUUUCUUGACAAGUAAUGGCCGACAGUCUUUCAUAUCAAGACUCUUUGUCUGUAUUCUGAACCCACAUUAAUUGUCUGGGUAAAGCUUUAUCUUUCCUGUUUAAACAGUGAAACAACAAACCUGAACUCAUUCUCAUGUUCAGACAACAAUCCGAGACAUCGGAUAUUCAUCACAUUUGUUGCAAACAUCAGAUUGAGGGCCAGUGAAGCCCUGAAGGUACAAAAUGUACUUAAAAGUAUAUGGAAUGACACUAACUCUAACUGUUCAGUGACAUUGCAGUAAUGCAUAUUGACAUAGUACUGAAAAUAUGGGCAAGUGUUUACAUUCUAAUUGGGUGGAGCCAUUAGUGUCAUUAAAGGGCAUUAGUAACUGCCCUGCUCCACGUGUAUAUGCACCUUUCGAGUAUUAAUGAAAUCGCAUAGCAAUGACUUGUAGUACUGUACUACAUCAAAAGAAGGUAUAUCAUUUUAAAUAGAGGAAACAGUGUUCUAAAUGUUGAUUACAGACUCUUGUCCUGUACAAAACACAGAACAGUAUCAGAGCAGGCUGAUGCACCAUAAAGGGACAACUAAAUGCAAAUGAGAACCAAGUUUUUGAGAUGUCAAUCAAUGUAUGCAGUGUAUGCUAAACAAAGUAUUUUGUGUAAAUUUAGUCUUCCUGCUGCACCCCCUUGAGAGUUGGGUUAUUGUGCAAUAAAACAUGAGGGACUCCUGCUGUGUGGCUCAAUGGAAAUUA